GCGGCGACUGCUGGCGCUACGGCGGCGGCGGCGAGGGCGAGGCGGAGGGAGGCGGCGGCGAGGACGACGCGGACGGCGGCGGCGGCGACGGCGAUGCCGAGGGAGGCGGCGGCGACGGCGAGGCGGACGGAGGCGGCGGCGAGGGCGAGGUGAAGGGAGGCGGUGGCGAGGGCGAGGCGGACGGCGGCGGGGGCGACGGCGAUGCCGAGGGAGGCGGCGGCGACGGCGAGGCGGACGGAGGCGGUGGCGAGGGCGAAGUGGAGGGAGGCGGCGGCAACGGCGAGGUGGAGGGAGGCGGCGGCGAGGGCGAGGCGGACGACGGCGGUGGCGACGGCGGUGGCGACGGCGAUGCUGAGGGCGGCGGGGGCGACGGCGAGUCCGAGGAAGGCGGCGGCGAGGGCGAGGCGGACGACGGCGGUGGCGACGGCGGUGGCGACGGCGAUGCUGAGGGCGGCGGGGGCGACGGCGAGGCCGAGGAAGGCGGCGGCGAGGGCGAGGCGGACGACGGCGGUGGCGACGGCGAUGCUGAGGGCGGCGGGGGCGACGGCGAUGCCGAGGGAGGCUGCGGCGACGGCGAGGCGGACGGAGGCGGCGGCGACGGCGAGGCCGAGGGAGGCGGCGGCGACGGUGAGGCGGACGGAGGCGGCGGCGACGGUGAGGCGGAGGGAGGCGGCGGCGACGGCGAGGGAGGCGGCGGCGAUGGUGAGGCCGAGGGAGGCGGCGGCGAGGGCAAAGUGGAGGGAGGCGGCGGCGAUGGUGAGGCAGAAGGUGGCGGCGGCGAGGGCGAGGCGGAGGGCGGCGAGGGCGAGGGCGACGCGGACGGCGGCGGCGGCGAGGGCGAGGCGGAGGAAGGCGGCGGCGACGGCGAGGCGGACGGAGGCGGCGGCGAGGGCGACGCGGAGGGCGGCGGCGGCGACGGCGAUGCCGAGGGAGGCGACGGCGACGGCGAGGCGGACGGAGGCGGCGGCGAGGGCGAGGCGGACGGCGGCGGGGGCGACGGCGAGGUGGACGGAGGCGGUGGCGAGGGCGAGGCGGACGGCGGUGGCGGCGACGGCGAUGCUGAGGGCGGCGGGGGCGACGGCGAGGCGGACGGCGGCGGUGGCGAGGGCGAG
Molecule: messenger RNA, 1112 nt
Organism: Emiliania huxleyi CCMP1516
Lineage: Eukaryota; Haptophyta; Isochrysidales; Noelaerhabdaceae
Exons: 1
Source: RefSeq, a predicted model, not a curated record